This is a messenger RNA of Cannabis sativa, 3456 nucleotides long. RefSeq lists its product as uncharacterized. Bases 1 to 3456 code for a protein of 1151 amino acids. Lineage: Eukaryota; Viridiplantae; Streptophyta; Magnoliopsida; Rosales; Cannabaceae. The record is from RefSeq and is a predicted model, not a curated record. The transcript has 3 exons. Gene Ontology annotation, molecular function: RNA-DNA hybrid ribonuclease activity; nucleic acid binding.
AUGGAAGCUGAGUUCUCUCAUUGUCAGAUGUCGUGGGUAUUGACAGGGGACUUGAGUUGUAUUUGCAGUCAAGAGGAGAAAGUUGAGGGUCGAAAUGUGUCCUUCUCAGAUAUAAAGUGGCUUAGAGACUUCAUGGAUAACACUGGGAGUGUGGAUUUGCAGUUUAUUGGCAACAAGUUCACAUGGCAAAACAAUAGAUUUUCUGGAGGUCUGAUUAGAGAGCGUCUUGAUAGAGCUUUAUGCUCUCCAGAAUGGUUGUUGGAGUAUGCCUCAGCGGGUGUGAGGAAUUUGCCUAUCUCAAUCUCUGACCAUGCUCCUAUAAUUCUUGAUACUCAUAUGUUCAUUGCUAGAGGUUUUAUACCUUUUCGUUUUUUUGAAGCCUUGUCGUGGGAAGAUUCUUGUAAGCAAGUAAUUGCUUCUGCCUGGUCCUCUUCGGGUGGAACUGCUACUGGGACUUUCAUCCGAAACAUUCACCAAUCAAAAAUUGCCCUUCAGGCUUGGAAGAAGAAUCUUAAGGGGAUAAAUGAUGGUGAAAUUAAAGACUUAGAGGGAAUACUUGUUUGGAUUCAAAACCAACCUAUUAUAGCAGUACUUAAAGAAGAAGAGUUGAGAGUUCAAACACUGCUCUCGGCUGCCUGGUCCAAAUUAGAGAGCAUGUGGAGACAAAAGUCAAAGGAGACUUGGCUAGCCUUGGGAGAUAGAAAUACCAGUUUUUUUCACGCUGCAACAAUUAUCAGGAAAAGAAGAAAUAGUAUAUGGUCUCUCAAGGAUAAGGAAGGGAAAGUCUGGAAGGAUAGGAAGCAUAUUGGGGAAGUAAUCUACUCACACUUCAUGGAAUUGUUCACCUCUGCAAAACCAGUUAUUGAUGAGAUGUUUGAAGGUUUGUUUGUUAAUAAGAUUGAUUCUCUUUCAAAUGAAAAGUUUGCCAGUAUCCCCUCAGAUGAAGAGAUUAAAGAAGCAGUUUUCAGUCUCCAUCCUCUAAAGGCCCCGGGGCCUGACGGGUUUUCAGGUUGUUUCUACCAUAAGUAUUGGGAUGUUGUAGGAGCCAAUCUAUGUACUACAGUUAAGGAAUUUUUCUCAAGUGGCAGAAUAUUGCGUCCGCUCAUGAACGAUUUAGUUUACCCUUUUCAGUCUGCGUUUAUUCUAGGAAGGUGGAUAGCAGAGUCAUCUAUUCUCACUCAAGAAAUAAUUCACAAGAUUCUGCAUAAAAGGGGUCGUGGGGGUCUUAUGGCCUUGAAGCUUGACAUGCAUAAGGCUUAUGACAAAAUGGAAUGGGACUUCCUUGACAGAGUACUCAGAGCUAAUGGAUUCAACGAAAGAUGUAGACAGCUCUUGAUGGCGUGUGUUACAAGCGUUUCAUACUCAGUCUUGCUAAAUGGGUGCCCUCUUAAAAAGUUGAUUCCCCAGAGAGGCCUUCGUCAAGGAGACCCGAUGUCUCCAUUCCUAUUUCUUCUUCGCCAGGAGGUUCUGUCUAAGCUCAUCUGUAAGGCAGAAGGCAGAGGCUUAAUCCAUGGGAUCAAGAUUGCUCUUUCAGCCCCUCCAGUUUCUCAUCUAAUGUUCGCUGAUGACACGAUCCUUUUUGCCCGUGCUAACAACAAUGAAGCUGAGAAGCUGAUGGAGUGCAUUUCAACUUAUGAGAAAUGGUCAGGCCAAUCUUGCAGUAAGCCUAAAUCUAGUGUUCUUUUUUCGAAGAAUAUCACCAGGAGAUGUAAAGAUCAAAUUUUGGGUAACCUGAAUAUUGAUCAAGUUCGUGGAGAAGAAAGACACCUGGGCAACCCAUUCGUUUUCAAAAGAAGGAAAAAGGAGGACUAUGUGAGGCUCAAAGAUAACAUAAUGAAGAAAUUAGAGGGAUGGAAGAUGAAGCUUCUAUCAUAUGCAGGGCGGCUAACCUUAAUCAAGUCAGUAACUUCAGCAAUGCCAAUUUAUGCUAUGUCUACCUCUAAGAUUCCAAUCUCUACUUGUCGUGAACUUGAUUCGAUGAUGAGAAAAUAUUGGUGGAUAGGCAAUGUAGACAAAGAUAGAUACUUGGCCCUCAAGGCGUGGGAUCAAAUUUGCCAACAAAAGGCUUCAGGUGUACUGGGGUUGAGGAAAUGUGAAGACAUGAACAAAGCCUUGCUGUCUAAGUUGGCCUGGAGUCUUGCUGUUCAAGUUGAUAAACCUUGGGUCAAGUGUUUGUUGGGAAAAUACUAUAAACAUGAGAGUUUUUGGAGUGUCAAGAAGAAAAGCAGCGAUUCUUUUCAGUGGAGAGGCAUUUUGGAAAGCAGAGAAGCGAUUCUAAAAGGCUACAUAUCAAUUGUAGCUUCAGGUUGUUCUAUUAAUUUCUGGCAUCGGCCUUGGAUCCCUUGGCUAGAAUUUAAUGAAUUUGCGGAGCUGAUGGAAAGUAUCAGGGGUAGAGGAUAUACAAUUCAAACAUUGAGGGAUGUCUCAAUUGAUAAUGAUUGGAAUGAGGAGAUUUGCCCCAGAAAAAAGAUUUGGAAGUGGAUUUGGGAUGCAGGAAUCCAUCCAAGAAACUCAGUGCUGUUAUGGAAAAUCUUGAAUGAGGCUAUUCCUACAAAGAACCGGUUGCACUUUUUGCAUGAUAAAACCUGCAACAUUUGUGAAGCUGAUGAGGAAAAUGCUUUUCAUUUGUUUAGAAGUUGUAGUUUUUCAAAAGCCAUCUGGUUUGGAGGAAGAUUCUCCUUCAGAAUAAAUGACAUCCCAGGAGACAAUCUCAUUAGUAUGUUGGAAGGUAUAAUUGAAUUGGUGACAGGUGUGGAAAGGAAGGAAUUGAUUAACUACAUUGGGUACAUGUUCUCUGAGAUCUGGUUUCAAAGGAAUGCCUUCUGCAUUCGGAAUGCAGAGAUCAAUCUUUCCUAUGCAGUGGCUAGAAUUGAAAAGAGUUAUGCAGAACUCCAGAAUUUGGUCACAUCAAAGAAGGGGGGACUCUCUGAAGCACGAUGCACAUACAGUAUUCAAGAGCCAGAGGGAUAUCAUGGAUCACUAAACAGGCAGAGGUGCAAUGUUAUUUUUUCAGAUGCUUCAUGGUUCAAGGGAGAUGCAGGUAUUGCAGCUGUAAGUGUUGAGAUUUCCACUGGGUGCUGGCAUGUUAAGACUCAAAAGAUCAGGACAAAUUCGGUGUUAGAAGCUGAACUGAAAGCGAUCCUUCUUGCUCUGUCAAUGGCAAUUGAGCUAGGGUGGCAAGAAGUUCAUAUCCUCUCAGAUUCAAAGAUAGCUGUUCAAGCUUUAUCACCAUUGUUGGCAAGAGGUGUUCCAGAUUGGAGGGUGGCUGAUGUCUAUUAUAAUAUAGUUAAUUUAUCUAAAAAGUUCCUUAGCUGUCGUUUUUUCUUUAUAAACCGUAAUUUUAAUGUUUGCGCGAAUGGUGUAGCCAAAACCGCUAGAGUUUCUAGCGAGUUGGCAGUUUUGUAUCAAGGGGAGGGUAAUCCCCCUGUGGUUCCCAUCUAUUUUCUUAAUCAAUGA